This is a messenger RNA of Paramecium sonneborni, 2505 nucleotides long. NCBI's taxonomy places the organism in Eukaryota, Ciliophora, Oligohymenophorea, Peniculida, Parameciidae. The record is from the annotation of a GenBank genome assembly.
AUGGAUUAAGAUUUUGAAAACAAAACAUGCUACAAGCAUAUAAAUCAAAAAAUACUUACCGUUGAUUUGAAGAGAUCAAAAUAAGAUGAAAGUAGGUACUUAUGUUUAAAGUGCUUAAUUGAUUUAAUAGAUAACUAAAAUAUAACAGAAGUGAAAGAAACUAAAGAAAUGAUCAAAGAUAUUAAAAACAAAUAAAAAGAAUAAAAAAUACAGAAUCUUGAGAAAACAAUUAGCUGUUUACAAUCAGCUUAAUAAAAUUUAUAUCAAUUCAAAGAAGCAAUAAAUAAAUUACUUGGAACUAUAUUAGAUAGUAUCUUAAACAAAAUUUAGGACAUAUCCUAAUAAUUAGAAUAAAUUAAAUAAUAAGAAGUGUUAAUUAAUUAUUCUAAAGAUUUAAAUACUCUUUCAGAAAAUUAUAAAGGAUUUUAUGAUUAUGAUAUUCCUUUAGAAAAUGAUGAAAACAAUAGAGAAAAAGAGUUUAUAAAUAAAAUUCAAUCAUCAUUAUUAGAAUUAGCUUAACAUUAAAAUCUACUAGGAACCUUGAAAGAUAUGGAUAAAUUAAAAUCCUUUUAAAUCCUUCCAAUAAAGAAAUCAUGGACAAAGUUGCAAGAAACUAAUGUAUAUGUUAUAAUUAUCUCAAGAAAACUCCUAGUUUAAGAAUAAAUUGUAAUUAGCAUGGAAAAGAAGUUAUUAUGUUCAACAUUUGUUAAGAUUAAGAAUAAAUUAAUAGAUUAGCAUGUGUAGAUUGCAUUUAAUAAAAUCCAACUCAUUAUAUAACAUUGGAAUAGGCAAAUAUAAAGUGGAAUGAAAUUAAAGGAAAAUAAUAUGAGAUAAUGAUUUAAUAUACGGAGAAAAGAGCAUAAAAGAAAAAGAAUUUUAUAAAGUAGCUUGAGAUAAAUUGUAAUGAAUAUUUAGAAAAUGCUACUAAAAUAAUUCAAUCUUUUCAAGAAUAAACCUUGUUUCUUGAAAGUUAAUCCCAAAAAAUUCAAGAAUUUAAUAAUCAGCAUUUAAAUGAAUUAGAUUAUAAGCAUCUUCAAGAUGUUAUAGAGAUUCUAACUAAGAAUAACAGUUUAAUAGUCAUAAAUUAACAACAAUUAAAAUAAGAAUAAUAUGAUUAAAGAUAUUAUGAUGAUGCAAUAAAAUCAUUUUUAAAAUUGAUAUCAUUCAACAAAACCAAUGUGUAAAAUAUGUUGUUAAUAAACAAUUAAAUAAUGCAAGGUAAAUAUAUUUGUUUAGUUUUUAUUAGAUGAAGAAGUUCCAUUACCAUAAAACAAUUUAAAUAAAAAUAAUAAAAAUAUUUAGCAAGAAUAUUUAGAAAUAAUCAACAAAUUAGAUCUUUUUUAAAUGGAACUUUAAAUAUUUCAAAAUAUUACGUAAUCUUAUCAAAUUAUUGAUAAAUAAGCUGAAUAAAUGAAAUCACUUUUAAAAGCUUAAUUAAAUGAAUAGCCUGAAAAAUAAUUAUAGUAGAAAUUUGAAUUUUUUGAUUAACUACACUAAAGUUUUUUAGAGAAUACUGAGAUUUUAAAAAAAUUUUUUUCAAUUGAAAAAUUAGAGUAAAGAAAUCUGAGUGGAGAAUAGAAAAUUCAAGAAUUAGAUAAUAAAUUAAAAUAAAAAAUACUUUUAUUUGACAAGUUAAAUUAAUAAAAGGAGGAAUUAAAUAAUUAACUCUAAAUACAAAAUAAUCAAAUUGAAUAAUUAAGUAAAAAGUAAAUUAUAUCAUUAGAUUAAUAGAAAUAAUAAAAUUUAGAUGAAAUUAAUAGAUAAAAAGUAGAAAUAGAAAAUUAUAAGUAAAUUAGUGCACAGAAUUUAAAGAUAAGAGAUGAGGAGAUAAAUACUUUAAAAUAAUGGAAAUAAUAAUUAGAAUAAAAUCCUGUACAAAUUACAUUUUUUAUUUUUAGUUAUAUUCAGCUUUUUAACAGGAAGAAAGGACAGUAACAGAAAUGAAUUAAUAUGCUAGAGAAUUAGAGUUUUGUUCAUUUAAUAAGCAUCAACAUCUUAAGGUUCCUGAAAAUGAAAGGAAAAAAAUAAAAACUGAAACAGGAAACAGUGGUUGGUAUUUCGGAAUAUGUAAUAAAAGAAUUCCAGAUAAGAGAGUAACUAAAGUUUGUUUUAAAGUGACAGGAUAAGAGAAAGAGGCUUUUAUAUUAGGAAUAGGUAGCAAAGAUAUUAUGAGAUAAAAUAACUUCUAUGAUUGUCAGAAAUAGGGAAGAGGGUAAUUUCUAACAUAAUUCAAGAACUUAUAUACUGAUGAAUUAUGAAGGAUUUUUUAAUCAUCAAGGAUAGAAGAGAGAAGCAUUUAAAUUCUGGCCCAACGAUGUCAUUAUGAUUGAGGUCGAUAUGAAUUUAAAAUUUAUUAGAUGGACAAAAAAAGACACAAGAGAUGGAUUUGUAUAUUUUAUUCAUUAUAUUUAGGCUACAAAAUUAGUAUUGGAAGGAGAAUUAUAUUUUUGCGUGGGUCUUUGGUAUAGAGAUUAAUCAAUAUAGAUAUUAAAUGAUUUUUUUUGA